Molecule: messenger RNA, 501 nt
Organism: Oppiella nova
Lineage: Eukaryota; Metazoa; Arthropoda; Arachnida; Sarcoptiformes; Oppiidae
Source: the annotation of a GenBank genome assembly
AUGGAAUAUAUCGGUGAGAUAAUCACCAUAGAGGAGGCCGACCAUCGCGGGGCCAUCUAUGACGCCGGAGGAAUCACUUACCUCUUCGACUUGGACUACAAUGAAGAGGUGGACGGCUAUAAGUACGCGUUGGACGCCACCCACUCCGGCAAUGUCUCACACUUUGUCAACCAUUCGUGCGACCCAAAUCUGGACACACGAGUGGUUUGGGUCAACAAUUUGGACCCAUUUAUGCCACACAUCGCUCUGUUUGCCAUCAAACACAUCAAAAUGAAUGAAGAGCUCACUUUCGACUAUAAGAUCAAUGUGCAACGGAUUACCGCCAGUGCUAACGGCUCUCAGAUCAGUUGCUCUGAAAGAAGUUUCGAUUCCGGCUUCGAUGGCUCGACCACUGGUGCGAAGGAGACUCGAGAGGCAAAGACACUGGCGGUCACGUGUAGGUGCGGCGCUCACAACUGUCGCCAGUUUUUGUAUUCAUUGCCGCCGUCACAGACCUCUUAA